UUGAUUACGUUCCUCUUGACACCGGUCCCAGCAGCAGGCUGCCAGUCGCAGUUUCUCCACUUUGCUCGCACCAUCCAGGCGGGUAGCUAUGUGACAGAGUGGCCGCGGCUUUAUCCCGGACGACCCCCCGCGUCUUGGACUCCCCCGUCCGCUCAGGAUGGAUCAGAGGAGAGCUGAACAGGACCACAACACCGGCACCAACACGGUUUCGCUGUAUGGGGAAUUCACGGUCACUGGAAACCGCAAAGUCAGGUGUGCAGUGAGCUUGACCGAGAGGGACCUCAUCGUCCAAAGGCUCACCUCGGCACCUGUCGGGCGGAACAAGGUGGUGCUCAGCUUGAAGGACUGCGUCGGUUGCCGGGCGUACCGGGAGGAUGACAACGCGGACCCGGCAGCGUACCUGGCAGCAUACUUCUACCCGCUCAAACGGCGUUGGUUGAGUUCCGGGGUCUCGCGGCAGAGAGCGGAGCAGUGCUUUCGUAUCGCGGCGCUCCAGGACCCGCGCGCUAACCUGGAGGAGGCGGAGAAGUGGGCUCGCGCUGUCCGAGAACGCUCUGCACGGCAACAGUACCUAAGAGACGGGGCGUUGAUGAGCGAGUUGUCCCGUCCGAGCCGGAUGAUGCUGCUGGUGAACCCACAGAGCGGGAAAGGACAAGCGCUCACUCUCUACAACAACCACAUCCAGCGAAUGCUCAACGAGGCGGGAGUCACACACACUCUGGUCAUCACCGAGCGACAGAACCACGCACGAGAGCUGGUGAAGGAGGCCGACCUGUCGCAGUGGGACGCUUUAGUCAUCAUGUCCGGAGAUGGACUUCUGUUUGAGGUGAUAAAUGGUCUGCUGGAGAGACCAGACUGGGAGGAGGCCGUCCGGACCCCGCUGGGCAUCCUUCCUAGUGGAUCAGGCAACGCCUUGGCUGCAUCUAUACAUCACUACUCCGGAGCCUCAGCGGUGUACAGCGAGGAGCUCCUGGUCAGCUGUGGUUUCCUGCUCUGUCAACGACUAGUGGCGCGCAUGGACCUCGUCUCCAUCCACCUCUCCUCCAGCCCUCGUCUCUUCUCCUUCCUCUCGCUGGCCUGGGGCUUCGUGGCGGAUGUCGACAUCGAGAGCGAGAAGUACCGUUACGCCGGAGCCGCCAGGUUCACUGUUGGCACGCUGGUGAGGCUGGCUUCUCUCCGCGUCUACAAGGGCAAGCUGGCUUACCUGCCCGCCCCCGAGGACUACAGCGAGGAGGAGGCGUUAGGUAAUAACAUGACACUGCAUUGCAACAAUCAGGCUCGACCGUCCAGAGACUCUCCCUGCCAGAACACCUUCCACAACUCCUGCAACUCCAACAACUCCCUCAAAGUGAGGCGAACAGAGAGCACGCCUUCUCGAAGCGCCCCCAAAGCCCCCGCCGGCCCGCCGGACUCCCUGCUGCUGCCCCUGGACCAGCCGUUGCCCAGUGACUGGGUGGUGGUGCAGGAGGAAGAUUUUGUCCUCAUGCUGGCCAUGUACCAGUCCAACCUGGCGGAGGACCUGCUGGCAGCACCAGACGCCACUCCGGACGACGGCGUCAUCCAUCUUUUCUACGUCAGAGCGGGGAUAUCACGCACCGCGCUGCUGAAGCUGUUCCUCGCUAUGGAGAAGGGAGCACAUCUGGCUACUAACUGUCAACAUUUAGUGCACGCUAAGGUGCGGGCGCUCAGGCUGGAGCCAUCUUCACCCAAAGGGGUAAUAACAGUAGACGGAGAAGUGGUGGAGUACGGGCCGCUGCAGGCGGAGGUACACAGAGGGCUGGGCAGAUUAAUCACUGGAUGAACAAACAUCACCACCAUCUUACAUCUCUGCUGCUAAAGGCCCAAUAAACACAUUUGAGCAUUUUUAAAUCAGAAAUGUCGAGGUAGAGGAGCAAAGUAAUGUAAGACUCGUUCACUGUUAUCUUCAGCGUUAGCGUCAUCGGCACAUAAACCCGUGUUUCAGGGGGAAAUAUGCGAUAUUAGGACAUAAGUAUAAGUAUGGAGACCCAAAGUGUUCAAUAUUAAAGGAAUAGGUAAGAAAUGAUGACAUGAAUAAUAAUAUUAAUAAUUGCAGACAAGAUGCAUUAUAUAACCAUGACGUUGUAAAAUAACUUUUUAACAUUUUUCAAAUUGUUCUUUCAUCCCGCUUCUUUUCACAAUAAGAGCGUUUAUGACGGGUGUUUCAUAUUUCAAACUGUCUUUUUUUCUAUGUAUGUUUUUAUUUCACACAAAUGCAGAGUCACUUUCAGUCUGUUUGAGCGGACAGACAUUACAUAUGAUUGACACGUGAAUAAGAGACGAAGACUAUAUAUAUAUAUGAACGCUCCUGAAAUAAAAUAUUUUUUUAUGGUGUGCACAAAAUAAAAAUAGUUCCUUUUGAAAACUGUUCCCAGUGAACUCUGUUGAUCAUCCAGAGUAACUGGAAUAUUUUCUCCAGAAAAAGAAAACUAUUUUAAUCACAAACAAAAACCAUCGACCGCCUUAUUGGUAUCCAGCAGAAAUCUCACAGAUGGACAUUAAAACUGAAACUCUGCAUGACGAGCGAGCACGAGAGGAAGAGAGCAUAAUGUGUUGCUGAACUGACUCUUUAAUCCAUCAACACUGUUCUUUUGGUGCCGAUUUAUCCCGUUCAUGUGAAUAACUAGCUACAUUAUACUUUACUGGCAGUGAGUUAAGAAAUCAUUAACUGAAGUAGAAAGAGACGGGGAGGGAAAGUGCUAAAUUACAGCUCCGAACUCAUAAAGAAUACCUCCUGGAACGUGCUGAUUGAUGCACCCCUCCAUCACAACACACUCUUCUUCUUUCUGCUUUCAUCCAUCCAUCCGCUGCUUUGAAUACUGCAGUCCAAGUGUCCAGCACACACACAAACACACGCACGCACACGCACACACACACACACACACACACACACAGGUUGUUCUGUAUGGGAGAUUUAUUAAUGAACAUCACCACGGUGUCCUUACCAUUGAGCUUUAAGUCACGUAGAGGAGAUGACUGGGGCUUCGGCCUGCACGAGCAGCAAAGUCACAUUUUUAAAUGUGUUUUUAAUUGUGAUCCAAAUCUCUUCAGAGGUUUGUUUCAUUCAUUUGACAAAAAUCAGAUGUGAAUGCAAAGAAAUCAGUUUUUCUCUGUCUGAGUCAAAGUGAAAUGAACUCAGAGGCCUUAAACAAGCAGGGGGGUUAAAAACAACACA
Messenger RNA from Cottoperca gobio, 3193 nucleotides. RefSeq names its product sphingosine kinase 1-like. Gene Ontology annotation, biological process: sphingosine biosynthetic process; phosphorylation; negative regulation of apoptotic process. Gene Ontology annotation, cellular component: membrane; cytoplasm; intracellular membrane-bounded organelle. NCBI's taxonomy places the organism in Eukaryota, Metazoa, Chordata, Actinopteri, Perciformes, Bovichtidae. The record is from RefSeq and is a predicted model, not a curated record.